This is a messenger RNA of Candida dubliniensis CD36, 267 nucleotides long. RefSeq lists its product as uncharacterized. The record is from RefSeq and is a predicted model, not a curated record. The transcript has a single exon. The coding region runs from base 1 to 267 and encodes 88 amino acids. NCBI's taxonomy places the organism in Eukaryota, Fungi, Ascomycota, Pichiomycetes, Serinales, Debaryomycetaceae.
AUGUGUGGUCGAAAAACCUGUGGGCAAAAAAUGUGCGGUCAAAGAAAACCUGUUGUCAAAGAAAAUCAGUGCUCAAAAAAUCAGUGCUCAAAGAAUACGUGCGGUCAAAUCUGCGGUCAAACAAUCAGUGCCCUUAAAAUCUGCGCUCUUUGGCGCUACCCAAAAUGUGGUCAACCAGAGAAAAAAAAUGUGGUCAAAACUCGGCGCUACCCAAAAACGUGUGGUCAAAGAAAAUCAUUAAUAACUUGCCACACAAAAAGGGUAUAA